AUGUCAUCAUCAUCAUCAUCCUCUCUCCAGCGCUUGCUACUUCACCUCCUCUUCCUCCUGGCCACUGUUUCGGCCGCGCCAUCGCAGUACUGCCUCUUUGGCCUUCCCCGCGAUGAUGUCGAUUUCUGCAUGGCCGUGUCGCUCUAUCACAACCACUCGACAUCAGCUCACGAUAUCUAUCUCUCGCUGGCAAUGAGACGAAAUGCUACUGACUCCAAUGCCGCUGCUCUCGGGUGGACCGCUCUCGGCACGGGCCUCAACAUGGCCGGAUCUCUCAUGUUCGUCCUCUACGGCGAUCCCAAGGCGUCCGGGGCCAAGCCGACGCUGAGCGUGCGAACCGUCAAGUCCGGCCACGCAGUACCAGCACAGGUCACCCAGCAAGACACCGGAAAGCAGCUCGACGUUCGCGUCUCGGAGACGUCCUGGACAAAGACCGACGACGACCUGUACGUGGCCAAGGCGUCCAUUGUCUGCUACGCCUGCUCUGAGUGGAUGGGCGCGGAAAUCUCGCCCGAGUCCAUCUCGCAUUCGUGGAUCUGGGCGUGGAACAAGCAGCAGGACAUGAAGGCCUUUGCGCCCGACCAGCAGCUCGAGACGCACUCCUUGGUGGAUGGCUUCGGCCACUUCUACGUCAACAUGCAGGCCGCCACCUCGCACCACGCUAAUGGCUUCCCGGCCUUGAACGUGACGGGCGAGGAUUCCAAUAUCGGCACCUCUAGGUGGCCCAUCAAGGAGGGGAAGACGGGGCUGUGGCAGAAGCUCCUGUCUCGGCCUCUCGCCCAUCUUCAUGGCUUCUUCAUGAUGACUGCUUUCCUGCUGCUGUUCCCUGUCGGAGCCGUGGCAAUCCGCUCCGGUUCCGAAAAGUCGUUCAAAUACCACUGGGUCAUCCAGGCCUCGGCCAUGGUGUCUGCCCUCGGCGGCGCCGUCGUGGCCAUUGCCAUGAGCGACGGCGUCUUUGAUUCCCCUCACCAAGUCGCCGGUGUCGUCAUUGUCUCACUCCUGGUCGUGCAGGCCGUGCUCGGCUGGCGACAUCACGUCGACUUCAUUCGCAUCUUCCGCCGCACCUGGAUCUCCUACGCUCACAUCUCCCUCGGGUUCGUCAUCCUGGUGAGCGGCUGGGCCAACGUCAUCGGCGGCCUGGUGCUGUACGGCUUCAGCAAAUUUGGCCUCGUCAUGCUUGGCCUCUUCAUCCUGCUGGAGGCCGUGGGCAUGGGAGUCUGGUCGUUCCUGGCCAGACGCCGCUCCAAGGCAAAGGGCCCGAUCCACAAGGAGACGCCCGAGUCUUCGGCGGCGUAUUUCGCCCUGGAGGAUAUCCCUGAGAGCGAUGAGGAGGAUGACGCGGCGGAGGAGAGGGGGCUUAUGCAGAAGCGGAAUGAUUAA
Trichoderma aggressivum f. europaeum is the source of this 1380-nucleotide messenger RNA. RefSeq lists its product as uncharacterized. Lineage: Eukaryota; Fungi; Ascomycota; Sordariomycetes; Hypocreales; Hypocreaceae. The transcript has a single exon. The record is from RefSeq and is a predicted model, not a curated record. The coding region runs from base 1 to 1380 and encodes 459 amino acids.